GAGGAGGAGGAGGAGGAGGCGGCUCUGAGCUCCGUGCUGCUGCUGCUGCUGCUGCUGUGGAGCAUACCAACCAAAAAACAAGCCCCGGUACAUGCCUCAGGUCCCAGUUGCAUUCAGGUUCACAUCGGGGGUGGAUCUCACGGCUGGAGGACCAGGAUCUGACCGCUGCUGCUGCUGCCGCUGCUUCGCUCUCUGCACCGGGUGGCCACGUUGCUCUGGUAAACCCCAGUAAAGAUGUCUCAUCGGAGUGGGCAAGAGGACCCUGAGCGGUACCUGUUCGUGGACCGGGCUGUGGUUUAUAACCCCGCCACGCAGGCCGACUGGACGGCCAAGAAGCUGGUGUGGGUCCCCUCAGAGCGCCAUGGCUUUGAGGCGGCCAGCAUCCGAGAGGAGCGGGGCGAGGAGGUGUUGGUGGAGCUGGCUGAGAACGGCAAGAAGGUGGUGAUCAACAAGGACGACAUCCAGAAGAUGAACCCGCCCAAGUUCAGCAAGGUGGAAGACAUGGCCGAGCUCACCUGUCUGAAUGAGGCGUCUGUGCUGCACAACCUGAAGGACCGCUACUACUCUGGACUCAUAUACACAUACUCUGGCCUCUUCUGCGUGGUCAUCAACCCCUACAAGAACCUGCCCAUCUAUUCAGAGAACAUCAUCGAGAUGUACAGAGGGAAGAAGAGGCACGAGAUGCCUCCACACAUCUAUGCCAUCUCUGAGUCAGCAUACCGCUGCAUGCUCCAAG
Paralichthys olivaceus (Japanese flounder) is the source of this 736-nucleotide messenger RNA. NCBI's taxonomy places the organism in Eukaryota, Metazoa, Chordata, Actinopteri, Pleuronectiformes, Paralichthyidae. The record is from RefSeq and is a predicted model, not a curated record.